CAUAAAAAUGGCCGGCAAGUCUACCAGCAAGCACUCCAAGAAGGACAGAUCAGCCAGCAAGGCUGAGAAGAAGUCCAAGAAGAAGGAGGUCGCCAAGAAGCAGGAGCAGGCUUCGAGUUCCUCGGAUUCAUCCGAUUCGUCUGAUUCGUCUGAUUCGUCCGACUCUGACAGCUCUGACAGCUCUGACAGCUCCGACUCUGAGCCUGAGACUAAGGCCGAGUCCAGCAGCUCCAGCUCCAGCUCCAGCUCCAACUCUAGCUCCAGCUCCAGCUCCAGCUCUGAUUCCGACAGCUCUGACAGCUCCGACUCUGACAGCGAGUCCGAGUCCGAGGAGGAGAAGAAGGAGGAGAAGAAGGAAGAGUCUAGCUCCAGCAGCUCUGACUCGUCUGACAGCGAGUCCGAGUCCGAGUCCGAGUCCGAGGAGUCCGACGAGAAGGAGGAGUCCAGCGACAACAAGCGCAAGGCUUCGUCUGAGGAGGACGAGGCAGAGGUUGAGGAGGAUGCCUCGACCAAGCGCCCCAAGAGCGAUGACGCCGAGUCGACGACGACCGUCUUCACAGCCAACCUUCCGUUCGGCCUGGAUGAUGAGACCCUCAAGCAGUCGUUCGCCGACUUUGGCUCGGUCACCGACGCGUAUGUUGCGCGCCUUCCCAACGGCCGUGCCCGCGGCUUCGGCUACGUCGACUUCACGACCACCGAGGAGCGCGAUUCGGCUCUUAACGCCGGCGCCAUCGAGAUCGAGGGCCGCGAGGUGCGCAUCGAGGAGAGCAACAAGACUGCCACUGCCCACCGUGCCCGCGCCGAGGCCGACGCCCAGCGCCAGGAGAGCGAGCCGUCGACCACGCUGUUCAUUGGCAACCUCUCGUUCCAGACGUCCGAGGACUCGAUCCGCGCUGCGUUUGCCGAGUGCGGUACCAUCACUGACAUCCGCCUCGCCACCGACCGCGAUACCGGCCGCCCCAAGGGAUUCGGCCAUAUCCAGUUCUCGACUGUUGAGGAGGCCCAGGAGGCCAUGAAGUGGAACCAGUCGGAGCUCGACGGCCGUACCAUCCGUCUUGACUACGCGCAGGGCCGUCAGGGCGGCGGUGGUCGCGGCGGCUUCG
Linderina pennispora is the source of this 1103-nucleotide messenger RNA. Its product is annotated as RNA-binding domain-containing protein. The annotation marks the transcript as partial. The record is from RefSeq and is a predicted model, not a curated record. NCBI's taxonomy places the organism in Eukaryota, Fungi, Kickxellomycota, Kickxellomycetes, Kickxellales, Kickxellaceae. The transcript is spliced from 2 exons. Gene Ontology annotation, molecular function: RNA binding.